AGAAUGUGUAACACGUCUGUCCCCACCGUAUGCAUGUGACCAGCACACAAGUUAUAUAUAGGAAGGACUGAGGGUGUGAAGAGAAAAAGCAUUGCUUGUCUGGGAAUAACUAAUUCUCACGUAGGGCUGGAGAAGAGAAAGAAAGCCAUAGCUUGGAUUGCUGAGAGGAGCACAAACUCAAGAAGUCUACAAAAGGAAGAGAAUUGGUUGAUCAUACUUGAAAAGUCAUUUUGAGAGGGAGGAUUGUAAUGGAUUACAACACAGAUAUAAUCCGGGACAAUAAUCCUAUGGACAGUUUGGAAAAACAGCUUAUUUGCCCUAUCUGUCUAGAAAUGUUUAAUAAACCUGUGGUGAUCCUACCAUGCCAGCAUAACCUGUGCAGAAAGUGUGCCAAUGAUGUAUUUCAGGUAAAGACACAUACAGAGAAAAUACACUUUUUAAAUGGCUUCUAGUCUGUGCUUUUAUUUGUGUCAUCCAAGCUAUUUAUGUGCUGCCAUUGUAGUUGUAAGGUGUUUUGUGCUCUUUGUGUUGUGUCUUUAUAUUAGAUAUCUAUUUCAUGGUAAUGUAUGCACAUAUAUUGUGCCAGCUAUAUCCUACUGCUGUAAAAUCUAGGUACAUUUUAAAAUGAUGUCUAGAUACAUUCUUAUGUAAAUGACAAAAAGGCAUUAGUUAAUUGUGAAGAAUAUAAGAUUCUCCUCACAUUUGUAAGGCAGUUGAAAUAUUAGCUGUACUAGUCCAGUGAAGCAGAAGUAAAAUAUCAGAUAUUAUAAUACAAAUAAAAUAGACACACAUCAAGUCUGAAGCAUUUGAUAAGGAAAAUCUCCAAAACUACAAAAAAGAAGGAAUUACAAGAUACUAAGAUCAUCAGUUAUUUUGCAUUUGUAAGAAAGAGACUCCUAUAUUCAAAGUUGCAUUAUGAGAACUUAUGAUAUUCUUUAUUUUUUUAAGGCUGGUAACCCAUACUGGCCCACACGAACUUCAGUAUCUGGGGGUCGAUUUCGCUGCCCAACCUGUCGCCAUGAAGUAAUCUUGGACCGUCAUGGCGUGUAUGGCUUACAGAGAAAUCUACUUGUAGAAAACAUAAUAGAUGUAUACAAACAAGAUUAUACCAGGUAAGCUUUAAAAAACUUUUUAGAAGUUAAUAGUGAAAGUUGUGAUUACAAACCUAACAAAAGAUAACCUUUAACAUCAUUAGUAAGCACUAAACAUUAGCCAUAAAAGAUCUUUCUAUAUACCUCUUGACUAAAAUGUCUGUUCUUUCUCUUAUAUUGUCCAUACAUGUGUAACCAGCCGACCUGAGAAAAAGGAAAAUCACCCAAUGUGUGAGAAGCAUGAAGAUGAGAAAAUAAAUAUCUAUUGUUUAAGCUGUGAAGUACCUACUUGCUCAAUGUGCAAAGUGUUUGGUGCUCACAAAGACUGUGAUGUGUCUCCCCUUCAGAGUGUUUAUCAAUCCCAGAAGGUAAGUUUUCUGUAAGGACUAACACAUAUAAAUGAUAAAUUACAAGGACUGUUUUUUAUGAGCACAAACAGCUAAAGCAAACAGUUUAUAUAAUUUGUUCUAUUGACCCUGAUAAGUCUGUAUGCGGCAUUAAUUUGUUAUUAGUCUGAUGUAUUGGUUAAUUAAAGUUGUAAAAAAAAAAAAUACAUAAAUAAAAAGGUAACAAUUAAAAAUCUUGAAGCAGUUAAUAUAUUUAUAGUACCUUGAACUGUACAAAAUAUUCCAUCACAUACAAAAAUAACACCACACAUCCCAAUUUUCCAAUAAAUAAACCCUAAGUUAUUAAAUCUACCCCGGGGAUACCUAGCAAAUACCUAGCCUAUGCAUUCUUAUGUAUAAACCCUAUGGGUUAAACUAAAAACCUGCUCAUGGAUCCAUAUUAGGUAAACGGCAUUAGAUAGAAAAUGAUCUCAGUGACCAAGUGUUAUAUAACUACCUGGUAUACAUUUGCAAAAUGCCUCAAUUUUACUCUUCCCCAUAUCAAAGGGGAAUAUUUAUUACAUUAGGGAGAGCAAUGCGGCUACUAUGUACUAUUAGAGGGCAAUUCUUAAGGUCCUAAUGAAUAUGAUGGGCCUGUUCCUACCAACAGGAACUCACUAAAAUGACCAGGGGACAUGUUUUUCCAUCCUAACCCUGUGGUUAAGAACAAUUGUACUAAGCACUAUUUAAGUUUAGAACAUGAUCAGUUAUUUUUACAAAAUAAAAUGCUCAAAGUACUUUGUAAUUCUCAGCAUGCUUUUAAUUAUAAUGUGACAUACUACUACAUUUGAUACAAGAUGUGAGCUAUAAAUGAGGAAACGAUAAUAAAGUAUAUUUUUGAGCUCAUAAAUAUUUAAACUUUGUAACAAAUUUAUAAAAAAUGACUCACUGACCAACAUACAUAAACAUAAAGGUAUAAUGAAUACACAAUGAUUACCAGUAUUUCAGUAUUAAGCUGCCUGUUUGAUAUCUUCAUGUUAAAAUUCAUAAUGAACCUUUCGAUCAUCAGCAAAUACACUGAACAAAAUUAUAAACGCAACACUUUAGUUUUUGUCCCCAUUUUUCAUUAGCUGAACUCAAAGAUCUAAGACUUUUUCUAUGUACACAAAAGGCCUAUUCUCUUAAAUAUUGUUCACAAAUCUAUCUAAAUCUGUGUUAGUGAGCACUAUUCUUUGCCGAGAUAAUCCAUCCACCACACAGUUAUGGCAUAUCAGGAUGCUGAUUAGACAGUAUGAUUUUUGCAAAAGUGUGCCUUAGGCUGGCCACAAUAAAAGGCCACUUUAAAAUGUUCAGUUUUACUGUAUUGGGAGGGUCCAUGGGGGUCCAAAAACCAGUCAGUAUCUGGUGUGAACCACCAUUUGCCUCACGCAGUGCAACACAUCUCCUUCGCAUAGAGUUGAUCAGGUUGUUGAUUGUGGCCUGUGGAAUGUUGGUCCACUUCUCUAAAUGACUGUGUGAAGUUGCUGGAUAUUGGCAGGACCUGGAACAUGCCGAUCCAGAGCAUCCCAAAUAUGCUCAAUGGUUGACAUGUCCGGUGAGUAUGCUGGCCAUGCAAGAACUGGGAUGUUUUCUGCUUCCAGGAAUUGUGUACAGAUCCUUGCAACAAGGGGCCAUGCAUUAUCAUGCUGCAGUAUGAGGUGAUGGUCGUGGAUGAAUGGCACAAUAAUGGGCCUCAGGAUCUCAUCACGGUAUCUCAGGCAGAUGAGCUUCCCUUAGAUGGUUUCUGACAGUUUGUGCAGAAAUUCUUUGGUUAUGCAAACCGAUUGUUGCAGCAGCUGUCCGGGUGGCUGGUCUCAGACGAUCUUGGAGGUAUAGAUGCUGGGUGUGGAGGUCCUGGGCUGGUGUGGUUACAUGUGGUCUGCGGUUGUGAGGCCGGUUGAAUGUACUGCAUAAUUCUCUGAAAGCCUUUGGAGACGGCUUAUGGUAGAGAAAUAAACAUUCAAUAUACAGACAAUAGCUCUGGUGGACAGUCCUGCAGUCAGCAUGCCAAUUGCACGCGCUCUCAAAACUGGCACACCUUUGCAAUAAUCAUGCUGUCUAAUAAGCAUCUUGAUAUGCCACAUCUGUGUGGUGGAUGGAUUAUCUCGGCAAAGUAGAAGUGCUCACUAACACAGUUUUAGACAGAUUUGUGAACAAUAUUUAAGAGAAUAGGCAUUUUGUGUACAUAGAAAAAGUCUUACAUCUUUGAGUUCAGCUCAUGAAAAAUGGGGGCAAAAACAAAAGUGUUGCGUUUAUGAUUUUCUUCAGUGUAGGAAGUGGGAUAGUCUUGUUUUUGAGUGAGAUGGGUGUAACGGCACCCCGGGCAUAAAAGGGUUAAACCGCCAUUUAGUAGAUCUUCCCUUCCAGAGACACAGGCACAGCUACUGUAGACACCAAUCCACCGAACCGGAGAAGCAUAUGAAUGCCGUAAACAGCUGAACCGGAACCACACGAAUGCUGUAAACAGCCGAAUAGGAAAAACCAUACAAAUAGGUUUACACUCCUAGCAGUCAAACUGGAACAGCAUACAGUAAAUCCCCCAAAAACGAGACAAAGCUCUGUGUUGAGAGUCAAGCAGUGAACAGACAGAGCUGUGGGUUUAUUGUUCUUAUAUACACAUUAGUACCACCCACAGGGUUUUGGAAAACAACCAAUAAACACGUACAAUACACUCAGACACUCCCACACAAAAUCCUCCCCUCUGCCUGUGAUACAAUUACCUUACACAAUGGGCAAUGUAAUUAUCACAGGCAGAGAAAUACAGUUUUUCCACAUUAUUUAUAACUUUAAAAGUAUGCAUUUUACAUUUUACAUUUUCAGAAUCAGCAUACUCCAAUUACAAACAUACAUCAAAAUCAUACAAAUUGGUCCAGUGGUUCAAAAGAUAGAUUCUAGUCCUUUGUGACCAAAUAAAGCAUGGCGUUUCGGCCAAAAAACAGUUCCACAGAGUCUUCUACCCUGGAGAUAAUUGGGAAGUAAUCAAAUUAUCUCCAAGGACAGAGGCAAAACUCCAUUGAACACAUGGCAGCAAAAGACAAUAAAAUACAUAAAAAUAUAUAACCGUGCAGCCAUUGCAUAAAACAGGUACAUAUCCCCAGAUAGCUCAGAUCUAAGCGCACAUUAUUACUGAAGCGUGCCCAGAUCACACACAUACAGUUCAAUUGCCAUGGAGCCAAAGUCUUUCCCAAAGUCUUUCAUUAUUCGAAUGGGCUCCAUGGCAUAGCUAUCUGGGGUAUCACUGUUCAAACAGGGCAAGCACCGAAUGACCCGGCUUUCGAAAAUCAAGCAUUUGAACAUGGGGCCAUAGUCUAAAGGCAGCAGGUGGGCAACCAGGCUCCUCCAAUGUACAGUGGCGAGAUUGGUCUCGUCACAAUGUGCCAUUUUCUUUUCAAUUUAUAUUAAAACUUUAUCAAAUAACCUCAUAAUACAUUUUGGGCAAGGUGAAGCCAAGGCAAAUAUCGCAAAUAAAGAGGAGAAAAGGGAAAAUUGUUUAAUUUCACCUCUUCUCUGUAUGCUUUUUCUAUGAUGAUGGCAAUGUGCAAAAGACAGAGUGUAUAACGAUUGACAGGGAUCUAAAAGUGCUGUGUUCUACAACAAUUAAUAUAUAUUUUGUACACUUCACAAAUACAUAUAUGUUCAAUAGAGGGAUAAUUUAUCAAAAUGUUAAAGAUACUAGGAAGUUACAUGUAUCUAAAACCACUGCCCCAGGAUUGCCACUGUCUCAAUACUAGUGCACCAGUACAGUACUCUCCACUAAUAUUGGCAACCUUGGUAAAUAUAAACAAAGAAUGCUGUAAAAAGUUGUCUUUUCUUUAAGCUUUUGAUCUUCUGUUCACAAAUUACAGAAAAUACUGUGACUGUGCUCUUAUGGAUAUCAAACAAUUGCAAACAGAACACAGGUUUAUCCAAAAAAAAUAGAUCCUUUGUUAAAUAUAUGUGUGGCACCCCUAUGAAUUCAUAGGAGAAAAAUAUAUUUAAAGUAUAUUCCCACUGAUAUUUUGCAUUUUUAGUACAGCUGGGUGACUAUGAACGGCUAAUUGUUCAACUAUGACUUCCUGUUUCACAUUUUUAUAAUUAUGAGGUAACACAAAGGCCAAAUUCCCUUUGUCAUUCAUCACAAUGGGUAAGACCAAUAUAGCUGUGAUGUCCAGCAAAAUGUUGUUGAGCUUCACAAAAUAUGAAGUGGCUGUAAGAAAGCAAAAGCAUUGAAAGUGCCCAUUUUCACCAUCAGGGUAAUAUUUAUAAAAUGUACAUCAAAAUUAACAAGAAAAUGGUUUACUGAUUACAAAAUCAAAGUCCUACCAUGGCCAUCCCAGUCCUCUGAAUUGAACCCCAUAGAAAUCCACCAGCGUUGACCUAGAAAAUUAAAGGAUCUAGAGAUUCUGUAUGGAGGAAUGAUCUUAGAUGCCUUGUCAUGUAUUCUCCAGCCCAUCAGGCAUUAUAGGAGAAGACUCAGAGCUGUUAUCUUGGCACAGGGAGGUAGCACAAAGUAUUGACUAAAAGGCUGCCAAUAAUUGUGACAUACCUAUAUUUAACACAAAAAAAAAUUAAAACAUCUUUUAAACCUGUGUUUGAUAUGAUCAGACAUAUUAUGCCAGAAAUUAUUAAUAUUAAUCUACAAAGUAUUUUGUGGAUUUUCUGAACAAAAGAUCAAACGGUUAAACAAUAAAGACCAUUUUCUUCUUUGCUCAUAUUUACCAUAUUUAUUUAUGGUGACAAUAUUAGUGGAGGACUACAUAUCUGUACUGGUGGUUAUUUUUAGGGAUAGCCCUAGUCAGGUCACUUGUUAUAUUUAGAAAGAGAUGAGACUGCAGUGCGGUCUCACACAUGGCACAGCUGUGUGGGGGCAGGAAAUGUUGGAGAGGGAUAUUUGAUAUGAUCGCUAUUAAAGGAUCUGUUGCGUUAUCCAUCAUCAACUGUAUCAUUAGUUUUCAGUAACUUAAACCAUAUAAAUACUUUUACAAGAAAAAAACAAAAAACAAAACUUGCAUAUUGAAAUAUAAAACACUCAAUAUAAUCCACGAUAUAUAUAUAAUAUAUAUUAGUUCAUCAACAUAUACAUAUGCUAUGCGUUUGAUCAUAAAAAUAGCUUUUUCUCCAGCAAUAGUGGAUAGUGAAAAGCUUUUUUUUUUUGUAUACAGACCUAUUAAAAUGCUUACAUUUGUAACAACAGACAAAUGUCAACCACAUAACAGGAGGUAACAGGAGGGUGUAGGUACUAGGUUAGGUAAUAUUGGCACUAACAUACUUUUCUUUUUAAGGUCUUAGACCACUGUGCUAAAGAACAAGUCUUAGUGGUUUACUCACUCAAUGUGAUUAUUUUCUGCAUGGGACCUUUGUAAUUGUUAGAAAAGUAUAAAUGUCACCUAUUUCAAAUGUUUAAUUUAUAUAUAUAUAUAUAUAUAUAUAUAUAUAUAUAUAUAUAUAUAUAUAUAUAUAUAUAUAUACACAAUACACAAGAUCCAGCGCACUCACCUAUCCACUAAACAGCAACUUCAAUGUUGAAAGAUUUUAUUUGUUUUUUAAAAACACCUAAUCUAGGCAAAAAUAAUGGGGGUUUAGUUACAUUAUAUGAUCAUACAUUGCAUAAGCCUGCCACAACGUCAAUGUACCCCAUCUUUGGCAGGUCCUACACUAACAGCCUAAUGUCUGCUCUUAUGAGAUUAACCUACUUGGGGAAAAAAAUUCCAUCUGGGGCUCUCUGCAGUACAAGGCUAAAUAGGGCCCUGGGAUGAGGCACCUGUGACAGGGAGGGGUGCAAAACCCAGGAGUUGGCUAGACUCCCAAAGAUAUAUAAAAUAGGAGGGGGUUGGCUGCACUCACCUUAACAUGCAUAAAUGGGGGUGCUGCUGGGGGCCAAAUAAUACAAUACACAAGAUCCAGAGCACUCACCUAUCCACUAAACAGCAACUUCAAUGUUGAAAGAUUUUGUUUAUAUAUAUAUAUAUAUAUAUCAGAUGGCAUGUUGUUUGAAAAUGAUUACGAAAUGCUUAUGACAUUUCUAGUUUGGGAAAAUUUUGCACAAGAUAUUAACUAGGAACAUUUUUACUACUAUGACUUUCAAAUACCCAGUUACCCAGUUCAUAUAAUGCAAUGCAAAACCAGUUUGAAAAAAACUUCAUAACGUUAUAACUGCUCAAUGCAUUUUAUCCUGAGUUAUUCAUUGACACCUUCACUACCGAGCAAUUUUUAAGUUGCAAAAAGAUUAGCAUAAUAUUUAUUUGAAGCAAGGUAUGUAUAGCUAGUACAUAAACAUAUUGUAACACAGCAGUUGUGUGAAUACAUUGCGUUGCAGACAAACAUAAAGGGAUACUAUAGUCACCAGAACAACUACAGCUUAUUGUAUUUGUUCUGGUGAGUAGAAUCAUUCCCUUUAGGCUUUUCGCUGUAAACACUUUUAGAGAUGCUUCCUGGGGCAGUCCUGCCUAGUUUGCAGCACUACUAUUCAGUGUCUCCACUCUCUUCGUGCAGACACUGAACUUUCCUCAUGUAGAUGCAUUGAUUCAAUUCAUCUCUAUGAGGAGAUGCUGAUUGGCCGGGGCAGUGUUUGACUUGUGUUGGCUCUGCCCCAAAUCUGCUUCAUUGGCAGUCUCAGCCAAUCCUAUGGGGAAGCAUUGUGAUUGGCUCAGACCAACACUUCUGAUGAUGUCAGCAGACAGAGGCAGUUCACAUGCAAACAGGGGCAGAGGUAGCAGCUGCAGAAUUUAAUACAAGUAAAACUUUACUAUAGUUAGGGAGGCAUAAGGAGAUCGGGGGAGCCAGAUGGUAGUUUUAUGACAAACAUGUAUUCCUGACCAUAUAGUGCUCCACAAUUUUUAUUUUUCACUUAUUCGUUCAAACUUCAUAAAAACAAUUGUGAAAUGAACAGCUAUAGAUAGUAUACAGUGUCCUUUAUCUUGCAAUAUUUCACAAAGAGUCUGAAAUGUUAGGAAACAAGCAAAAAAAUUUGGUUUUCUCACAUAUAGUUGAUGUGACAAAAAUUGGUAAAUACAAAUGGUCAAAAACCUUACUAAUAUGUUUUUGUAAUGUCCCUGAAGCAGUGGCGGAUCCAGAGCCUGAUCUCGGGAGGGGCACUUGUAAAUUAUUUAAAGAAAUAAUCCAGACACAAAAACUACUACAGCUCAGUGUAGUGGUUAUGGUGUCAAUAGUGCCGGGACCCCCUCCUAGAGUAAGCAGUCAAACCGUUUAAGAACAGUUUGACAACUUACCUGAGGUCUGCUGGGAAAUGGGGCGGUAGUAGGGCAUAGGAGCAGUGGUGUGUGUGAGUGGUGCAAUGUGUAAGGGGUGCAGUGUGUGUGUGUGUGAGGGGGACAGUGUGUGAGCAGUGUGUGAAGGUUGUAGUGUGUGAGUAGGGGGGGCAGUGUAUGUCAGGGAUGCAGUGUAUGUGUGGGACAGUAUGUGUGUGUAACAGUUGCAGUGUGUGUGUGGGCAAUGUGUGUGUAUGGGGCGGCAGUGUAUGGGGGCAGUGUGUGUGUAUGGAGGACAGUGUGUGUGUAUGGGGGGCAGUGUGUGUGCAUGGGGGGCAGUAUGUGUGUAUGGGGGGGCAGUAUGUGUGUAUGGGGGGCAUGGGGGGCAGUAUGUGUGUAUGGGGGCAGCAUGUGUAUGGGUGUGUAUGGGGGCAUGUAUGUAUGUGUGUGUAUGGGGGGGCAGCAUGUGUAUGGGGGCAGCAUGUGUGUAUGGGGCAGCAUGGGGGGGCAGUAUGUGUGUAUGGGGGCAGUAUGUGUAUGGGGGGGCAGCAUGUGUAUGGGGGGCAUGUGUGUAUGGGGGCAGUAUGUGUAUGGGGGGGCAGUAUGGGGGCUAUGUGUGUGUGUUAAGGGUAGGGGGGCUUUUUUAAAUAAUAUAUAUCUUUAUUUAUUUAAUUAAUAAAAACCAAAUAUUCUAUGUCCCCCCUCCCUUCUUACCUUUAUUGAGGAGGAGGGGGGACAUAUUUUCAUCCCUGGUGGUCCCAGUGGGAUUCCCUGGUGGUCCCAGUGGUUACAGUGAACUCUAGCCCGUGGUUCCCGGGCUAGAGUUCACUCUCGCGAGAUUUGGAGCGUUGCCGUGGUAACCGCGGCAACGCUCCAAAUCUCGCGAGAGGAGGACCCGGAGGAGCUGCAGACUGAGCUCCCGGGUCCUCCCUUUCACUCCCUCCCCUCCGCCGCCGGCUGUCAGCACAGUGCCUGCGGACCGGGGAGGGAGAUCUCUGAUCUCCCCUCCGGUCCGCAGGCACAUUGCAGGGCUGACAGGGGAGGGAGAGGGAGACCGGCGGAUUUCUCGGGGGGGGGGCAAUUGCCCCGUUGCCCCCCCCCUGGAUCCGCCAGUGCCCUGAAGCAUGACAUGCAGAGCAGCUUACUGAAAAUGUAAACAGUCUGUAAAAAGAAUGUUCACAAUUAAUCAUAAUGUCCAUAUACAGUAAAUACUGUUAAAUCAUAUAUUUCUAAAAUAAUGGCAUGCAAACCUGCUAUAUCAGUCGUUUUAAAUCUGUGAACUGCUAAUGUAAUGUCUAUUCACUCCGAACUGUCCCAUGACUGUAAAAAUAAAAUGAUACAUAUAAAGGAAGACUAUAGUAACCAAAACAAUGCAGCAUUUUUUUCUGUAUAUAUCAUGCCUCUGAAUUCUCACUGCUCAAUUCUCUGUCAUUUAGAAGUUAAAUUACUUUUGUUUCUGUUUAUGGAGCCUUAUCCACACCUCUCAUAGCUGUGACUAACACAUCCGACAUGAAAAAAAGUGGUUUUAAUUGUAAUCAGAUGUUACUUACACAUUCAACUUUUUAUUUCCAACUCUGUAAAUUGAAGUUUAAUUGCAUAGCUAAGGCUCCUGCAGGGUCUAGCAAGUUAAUAACAGAGCAGGAGAUAAGAAAGCCUAGAUUAAAAAGAAUUGGCAGUAAAGAAAGUGUAAACAUUAGAUGACUCUUUACAGAAAAUGUUUUGGAAGGCUAUGUAGGUCACAUGUAGGGAGGUGUGACUAGGGCUGCAUAACCAAAGUAAUUUAACUCCUAACUGGAAGAGAACUGAGCAGUGAGAGUGAAGGGGGAUGAUCUGUACACCAAAUUUGGUUCAUUAAGCUAAAAAUGUUUUGGUGACUAUAGUGUCCCUUUAAACUUCAUGUAAUAUUUGAAAGCAGAGGGUGAGCUGACAUUUUCAUUCGUUAUAUCAGAGACUAGUGGCUUCAGGCAGAGAAAUGCAUUCAUUUACAGCAGGAGUGGUCAAAAGGUAGACCUCCAGAUGUAAAACGACAACUCCCAUGAUGCUUUGCAUGCCUUUAGAAUGCUUUAGAAUGACAAAGCAUUAUGGGAGCUGCAGUUUUACAACAUAUGGGACACCCCUGAUGCACAAGCUGUUAAUCAUAACAAGAAUAUAAAUGAGGGUUAGUGAAGCUGUAUGGAUUACAUUUUUUUACGGCAAAAAAAAAAAACGAAAAGAAAACUUUUUAUACUCUUUUUUGGUAUUGAAGGGGUUAAGGCUUGCCGGGUUACUCACUAAACCAGAAAUUUUCAUAAUAACUCUAAAUAUAAUUUAUGGACUCAAGCAUAUGUGGUAUAAUCAGACCCGUAUAAAGCAAUUCAGCUGGCAUUCAGCUGUCACAUAUGCAACACAUCUGCACGUUUUUAAUUACUGUGACUAGGGAUAAGUUGAAUAAUGUUUCCAAAUCAGCACAUCUCACCUACAUUUUGCAGUUUUUAAUUCACCUCAAUUUAGUGUUCAGUUGAUGAAACCUACAUACUUUGAUCCAAUUUUAAUUAUCCAUAAACAAUGCCAUAUAUUUCGUAGAUUGACAUAUACAAGAGCUCAGUUUUUCAUUAUAAAGUAGAGCAUGGAACUCUCAAAGGUUAAUGUCAGUAUACUGAACAUGUGCAUGAACAGUUAAAUCUGGACAGGCUUUCUAAUAAAUAAAUAAUACAAUAGAUAUUAUCAUACUUGACAGUUCAUUAAAAUGUUUUCUUCUUCUGACAUGGAUUUUUCUGUCAUGUAAAAAGACUCUUUCUUGGAUUUUUAUUGAAUAAGUUUCCCAUUGUACUUCCUCCUCUCAUAGUAUUUUCAAUCUGCUCAUUUACUGAUAUGUUCUAGUUUCAGCCAAAAGUGUUUUCUACUCAGAUCCACCAGUUUCCUUAUGCUAGUACAUCGUUACUCAGCAAUGCUUCUUAUGAUUUCAGUUCUCUCUUCCUUUGUAUUUCUUGAUGUGAUGUUCUAUCUUUACUUGAUCAUCUUUGAUUCAUCAUUGCUAAUUAAAUUGUAAUCAGAUGUUACUUACACAAUCUAAUAUUCUAUCUCCUUUGCAGACAGAACUCAGUAGUUGUAUAUCGAUGUUGGUAGCUGCCAAUGACAGAAUCCAAUGUAUACUCAGUCAGCUUGAAGAGUCAUGCAAAACUGUACAGGUAUUUAUAUGUGUAAUUACUUAUUUUGCCUCCAUACUUAGUUAAACUAUAAAGGGUCUAUAAUAAAAACAUUGGUGUCUGUCACAAUGAUGUCUAUGGAUCACUGGACCAGUAUUGUAUUUCAUAUUAAUAAAGUAUUUGCAAUACAGAUUAGUGUUUUAGUGGUUAACCCCUAAAACACCAAAUGUUAUUAGUGCAGUGCUAUUGAAAGUGUAAAGUACAACAUGAACUCACCCUUCAAUAAUCAGAGUGGGUUAAGUCAUACAUAAAAAGAAAAGUAUAUAGUGUGAAUCUGUUACACAAUGGGUAAACUAUAGUGGUGAGGGUGAGUGGUAAUAAACUCACAUGGUAAAGAGCCUUUUGAAUAUAGGCUCUAAACUUUGAAGCUGGUAUGCCUUCGGGUGACAUACAACCCCUCUUGUUCUUCUGAAUAUGCAGAUAUACUUUUCUCUGUAUGGUGUAUAUAUAACAGGGGGAUGAAGAGAAGUCUCCUAAGUGCAGUGUGUUGAAGAAUAAUAGUAAACUAAAAACACAUACAUAUAGGAACACUAACCUGGUAAGGAGCCCUCCAAACUGGCUCUGAGUUCAAUCGCUUCUGUGUCAAUUUUGGGUGACACUGCCCCUGUGAUACCCGGUAUAAGGAGUCUGGAUCCUAUCGUAAAGUGCACACAGUGCUCUUUAUUUAGUAAAAUAUAAUUAAAAGUAAAAGUAUAAAAAACUAUUAUAAAAUAAACAACCAAAUGUUCCACAUUUGUUGUAUAAAUUGCUAAAUAACCAAAUCCACCUGCCCCACCCCUCGCAACCAAUAGAAUCUGUUUAUUAUUUACUUACUUGCCAAUAACUUUGUUCAACGCUUUGCUUCCAUGUCCAUCUCUCUCUAUCUUACAUGCAGGACUCAUUAGGACUGCUCUAAUUAUUAUUAUUAAUAUGUUUGGCAUUUAUAUAGUGCCAACUUAUUCCACAGUGCUUUACAAUAUUUCAAAAGGAGGAAAUUUAACAAUAAAUGAGACAAUUACAAAAGUUGACAGGAACAAAAUGUUCCUGAGGGCCUUGAUCUAAUCUAAUACUAUGCUCCAACCUUGUAGAACAGGCUUCCCCAAACUCCGGCCCUCCAGAUGUUGCUGAACUAAACCCCCAUGAUUCUCAGCCUAUUUCAUUCACAGAAUCAUGGGAGUUGUAGUUCAGCAACAUCUGGAGGGCCGGAGUUUGGGUAUAUCACAAUAUUUUUACAUAGGUAUCCUAAUUAAUUACAAUUAGCGGGACCUGCCUGACAACCCAUGCCGAAUUUUAAUUGAAGAUUAUGCUAGCUUUAGUGUACUAAUAAUCUUAAUUUUAAUAAUGACAGGAGGCGAGUAUUUUGCAUAUCUCUCUUUACUAACUCCAUACAGCAGUAAAGAAAUACAUAGAAAAAAGAACCAAUCACAGGAGAGCAGGAUGUACACAAGGCAAUGUGACCUUAUCAUUUCCUCUUUCAGAAAGCGACAACAAGCAGAAGUAAAUAUAUAGCAAACAAUAAAACUAAUAAUAACUCCAAGUUCCCAUGUGUAAAGGAGCAAACUUCCAAAGAAUUCUAUACGAACAACGAAAAAGAGUUCAGGGUUGAGACAAAUCCGAAGGAUAAAAUCUCCAAUAGUUUCUCACAUGAACUGCCAAUUAUCUUCAGAGACGAAUCAUUCUGAAAAGAGAAUGUGUGACAGGUUUAGACAUAGUCACGAACAUGUAACUCCAAUUAAUGUACCACCUAACAUCCCAUUGGAGAAUAUAGUAACUAUAAUCUGAUAACUGAGUAAUUGUAAUGAGAACUCUAAUGAGGAUUCCAUAUUAAUGGAAGUACGAACAUAUCAUAUAAGCACCAAUGUGAGAGGCAAACCUACCUUAGCACCUGAUAUCUGCAAAGCAAACGAAUAGAAAGGGUGGGCAGCGAAGUAGGGGGGGAAAUACUCGCCUCCUGUCAUUAUUAAAAUUAAGAUUAUUAGUACACAAAAGCAAGCAUAAUCUUCAAUUUUACCACAUGACAGGAGGCUUCGUAUUUUGCAUUUUUAACGCUGAGAAAAGAGUAUAGAACUAAAUAAGAGUCCUACAGUGUGCCAAGAGACCCAGUAUUCGGUGUUGUGGGGAGGUCUUCCCCGUUGAGCGCCCACGUAUACACCAUCUAAUGGGAAAUUAUACAAGACCAAGUCUGACCGAUUGUCAGCAGGAUGUUUAGUCCCGUAUAGUGAAAGGAGAACGACCUCCACAACUCAUAAGCUGGAGAGGUAUGACAUUGGGUAGUUGGUAUUCUAGAGGAUCCUAGUCCCUUGGGCGUCCUCAGGUAGUGAUAACGGCUGCAGUUCCGUCUCCAUCCUCACAUAAGGGAUCAAGAUGCAGGACCGAACCAGACAGGUUGGGAAUGUCCAGAUGUAGGGGUAGGGUCUGGGUUCCCAGAUUCUCAAGAGGUCCCCGGCAGCCUGCGAUCGUCCGCUGACCUGCCAAGAAACCUCCAAAGCAGGUCCAGGUCCCCAGGUAGCCGACCCUACUGGAAUAGAAGAUGUGAGUACCCUACGGCUCCGUGAGGAAUUAUUUGUCAUGAAUGUAGCAGGAGAAGAUCCUUGCCUGCUCGAGAAUUACUGUAGACCUUGUAAGCAUGAGAAGCAUAAGUCCUCCAGGGAGGUCCGGUCGGACGGAGCGUGAUCACCAUCGUGCCUCGACUUAUACUGUGACGAGUGGUAAUAUCUAAAUCAGUCGGCCCCUAUAAGAUGUGUCUCCCCCGGGAGACUGGUUGAUCUUCUGUGAAGAAGACGGGGAUCGAAGGAGCCUACAUGUUGUCUGAAAAACGUGAGUUGGUCCAUCGCGGUGGAUGUGAAACCUGACCGCCUAAUCUGUGGUUACCUGCAGUAGGGUGUAGCUGAUAUAGUACUUCUUUAUCAAUCCAUGUAUUGUGAAGUAUAGGACCAAGAAUUCUAGGUAUACAACGUACAGGGUCGCGGUCGUGCCGGGAAGAGUCGUACGAAUAUUUCCAAGUUGUAGAAUAGUCUGCGAAUCCUCUGAGUGAAUAGUCUUCUACAAAAGGUUCCAGCCGGUUCUUGGAUGAACGUGGAUGUUGACGAGUUUUCAGUUCACUGGAGUGAUCUGAAUGAGGUUCUCCCGGAAGAGAGUGUCUCGUCUUCCCCGCCUGUAUUCAUUACUUCUUUCUGUAGUUUAUCAUGGCCCACCAGGCUCCGAGCUACUGGAUUGGGAAGGAGAGGAUGUCCCCUGAAAACUGGGUAAGGUGGUCGAGCGGGAAGCAAGAAACCGUCCUGACGUGUCUUUAGGUCCUGAACGCAAGUCGGUUGACUACGUGAAAGUGGUCUUCCCCAGGAUUGAGUGCCCUUCACCUAGAUGUGGUGAAAUCCUCUGUGGAUGUAGUAGGAGGUAUAUCGAUGGUAUCUGUGCGUACCGUGUUCUCUGACUGGAUGAGAGCACAAUCCGUUUCAUUGUGUGCAAUGCACCAUGCAGACCCCUGCAGGGUGUAGUAGUGUGAAAUUUAUUGUGUGCAAUUUAUUGUCUCAAAGUAUCAAAACAACACCAGCAGGGUGUGUGAUAUUUAGUAGUGUGCACUUAUUGUGUGCAAUUUAUUGUCUCAAACUACCAAAACAACCCCAGCAGGGUGUGUGAUAUGGGGUACCCCAGCAGGGUAUCUGUUGUAGUGUAAAUAAUGCCAGUGGACCCCAGUAGGGUCUGUAUAAAUGACAGUAAUGUGUAAUAACCCCAGCAGGGUAUCCUGUAUCUGUCACUUAGUUUUGUCAAAUUGUCCCAGCAGGGCAAACCACAAUAUUGGGAUUUGUAUAACUGGGCCUCACCCAGGAUCACAGAGGUGGCCACAUGGCUACCUCUAAAAAGCAGCACGGUAAUAGGGGUAGCACCAUAAGCAGGCACAGGGUAAUAAGCUCUUUAGUGCCCAAUAUGGCAUUAACGAGACAAAAAGUGACCAUUAUCAGACAUAGAGUUGUGCUGUAGAUUCCUGAACCCUGAUCCAGGUGAUAUCCCUUCAAAUCUCCCAUCACUGAUAUGUACUUAUACAGUACCAUCUUGAUAGUCUGUGUCCAAGGGUGCUAUCCCUUUAAGGAAUUCAAGGGUGAUAUCCCUUUAAGGAUUUGGUAUCCCUUUUAAGUAGUUCCAGAGUGGUAUGCUUUUAAGGAGUUCCCUAUAAGGGUCCCAGAAUGGUAUCUUUAAGGAAUUUGAGGGUGCUAUCCCUUUAAGGGAUUUUUGGGGGUGUUAUCCCUUUAAGGUUCCAGUACCUCAAACCACUAUACACGAGUACGACUCAAAUCUGUAAAUAAAAGGCCAGUUAGAAUACUUACCUUUGCCUGGAUUUGAACUUGGGGUCCAACGUCCAUGUCAGAGAAUCGUGAGCCCAAGAGCAGCUAGGCUAACUAACAGCCCAGGUAUAUGUUACUCUUGAGCGCCGAAAUUGUGGUGGGCGAGAGUAGCAAAAGGGCCAUCCAUAAUAUUGCGAGAUUAAAGAUGGCCGCCGAGGGUAAAGGAGGGGGAACAUGGUCCCUGGAGUCUCGGUAGACGCGGGAUCAAAGAUUGCCGGCUGCGUCAUGCUCGGGCUACCUCGUGGUCGCCCUACAGACUGCCCUGCACCAAGGUCGUGGAUGUUGGAAAGCAUCCAGCACAUUACCAGGUGUACGGUAUGGGGCAGCCUGAGAGAGCGAGGGCAGUGAGUCCGGCUGUCCCCCUGAGGAUUGUAGAAGGAAGGGGCUGAAUGGAGAGGCCGGAAGAAGGGGUUAAUGCCCGGGAGCCGGUGGGAGCCGACGGGAACCGCGGAAGGGAAGGGGUUAAGCCCCAGCCAGACCCUGAAUCCCCAUGAGAUCCUGGGGGAAGGAGGAAAGCGGGGAAAGAGGGUCCCCAGAUGCCUCAGGUAUAGAAGACCAGGAAAAUCGCCAGAAAAGUCAUGAUACAUAUGGUAUAAAGUACAUCUACCAUAAUUAUACAUAAAACCUAUUAAGUCAAUAAUAACAUUUAUUAAAUCCAUGUUAUAAAAUACAUAUGACAUCUAUUAAAAACAUAUAAAGUACAUAUAAUACUUAUCAAAACAAAGGAUGAAAUGCCUAUAAAACUGAUAAAUUACAAGUGAUAUUAAUCACAAGUAAAGGUAAUGAAAUAAGGAUAACAUUAAAUCUACAUAAUAUCUAUGAAAUAACAUAGAAAAAACACAACUGCACAUAGUACAGAAGCACAGCAAGAACAUACAGUAAAGUAUAUAAAAAUAUAAUACAGAAACAACCUCAAAGAGGCAAUAGAAACAUAAGUAAUGGAGAAGAGUAAUACUCUGACCUGUCUGCUUGAUGGAGCAGUAAAGAAAGAGGAAAUGAUAAGGUCACAUUGCCUUGUGUACAUCCUGCUCUCCUGUGAUUGGUUCUUUUUUCUAUGUGUUUCUUUACUGCUGUAUGGAGUUAGUAAAGAGAGAUAUGCAAAAUACGAAGCCUCCUGUCAUGUGGUAAAAUUUGCUAGCACUAUAUUUAACCCUAUAACUUUCCAAGACAUCAUAAAACCUGUACAUGGGGGGUACUGUUCUACUCGGGAGACUUCGCUAAACACAAAUAUUAGUGUUUCAAAACAGUAAAAUGUACUACAACGAUGAUAUCGCCAGUAAAAGUGAAGUUUUUUGCAUUUUUCACGCACAAACAGCACUUACACGGACGAUAUUAUUGCUGUGAUACUUUUUACUGUUUUGAAACACAAAUAUUUGUGUUCAGCGAAGUCUCCCGAGUACAACAGUACCCUCAUGUACAGGUUUUAUGGUGUUUUCAAAAGUUACAGCGUCAAAUAUAAGGCUUGUGUUUCAUUUUUUUCACAUUAAAAUUCGCCAGAUUGGUUACGUUGCCUUUGAGACCCUAUGGUAGCCCAAGAAUGAAAAUUACCCCUAUGAUGGCAUACCAUUUGCAAUAGUAGACAACCCAAGGUAUUGCAAACAGGGUAUGUCCAGUCUUUUUUAGUAGCCACUUAGUCACAAACACUGGCCAAAAUUGGCGUUUUUUGCAUUUUUCAUACACAAACAAAUACUAACGCUAACUUUGGCCAGUGUUUGUGACCAAAUGGCUACUAAAAAAGACUGGACAUACCCCAUUUGCAAUACCUUGGGUUGUCUACUAUUGCAAAUGAUAUGCCAUUAUGGGUGUAAAUUUCAUUCCUGGGCUACUAUAAAGUCCCAAAGGCAAGGUAACCAAUCUGGCGAAUUUCAAUUUCAAAUGUAACGUGCUAUAUUUGACCUUGUAACUUCCUAAAACGCCAUAACACCUGUACAUAGGGGGUACUGUUUUACACGUGAGACUUUGCUGAAUACAAAUAUGUGUAUUUUAUUGCAGUAAAAGCAAACAGUAUUAUGACAUUGACCAUUAAAAUGUCAUGUAGAACUAAAAAAAAAAAUCUUAUUUUCUCCCAUUUUUUUUCAUAUUAAAUUAUGUUUCAUAGCUAAAUAUUUGAUAUUAAAUGAAAGCCCUGUUUCCCCCGAAUAAAAUGAUAUAUAAUGAGGUUGGGUGUAUUUAACAUGAAAGAGGUGAAUUACAGUUGGACAGACAUGUAGCGCAAAUGCCAGGUUUUGUUUACAUUUUGUUUCGUUCACAACAUGUACAUUUGGCUCAGUCCUUAAGGGGUUAAUCAUACUAUGCCUUCUCACUUUCCCAUAGUAUAUGACAUUUUUUACCAUACCUCCAUAUUUUUGUAGGUUAUAUUGGCCUAAUAUUCAGGUAUGGCUUUAUAAACACAAUGGUGACUAUGACCCUUAUCUCUUUUUUGUUAAUCCUUUAAAGAAAAACUGCCAAAAAAGAAAAGUGUCUGUGAUUGAAGCAUUUGAAGUUUUGAGCAGGAUCUUAGAAGAGACAAAAGCACAUCUUACUCAGAGGAUUUCAAAAGCUGAGGAGGAGAAACUGAAUUUUGUGCGUUCUCUUGUACACAACUACCAAGAACAACUCCAGUCUUCCUCAAAUCUAUUAAAGAAUGCCUUCCAGGCCAUGGAACAUUCUGGAGCUGCUAACUUCCUGCUUGUGAGUCAUUCACGUGUAAAACCUGGUUACUCAAUAAGUUCCACACUUGUUAUGGUUAUUCAAAAAAUCUAAUUUGUUGAAAUCUAAUGCAUUUUUAGAAAUGAUUCACAGCAUUAAACAAACUUUUAAGACCACAUCAGAUUUGACAUGGACUUGAUAUCUUUCUGAAACAAUAAUUUAGUUGAUACUAUACUUAUCAAAUUUAGGCCGGUUAUGUGAUCAUAUGAAAUUCCGAUAUCUGAUCCAUCACUGCCAGAAUUUGGCACCAGUAAAAGGGGAAGGAUGGAUUUGAGUAAAGGUUUUAUUUAUUUUUUACAGAGAAGGUGGGGGAGAGGUUAAGACGGGUGCAAAUAAGAGCUGAGUUACCCAUAAUAGACAAUAAAUCUGUUAAAUUAUGUGGGCUGGAUCCUGGAUCUCUUAUCCAAUAGUGGUGGUCAUCAAAGCCACUCUUUAGUGAGGACUUAGCGCAGAAUACCAAAGUAGUGUCUUCAAUCUCUGGUGUUGGUGAUGCAUCCGACAACGAUAAUUCAGAUUUUCCCACAGCUACAUUUUACCGCUUUCACGGGAGCUAUUUAACUAGGAGUAUGAUGAGGCAAGGGAAUUAGAAGAGGAGAAGAGGACAGGCAGCAGCCCAGUGUUUUCUCCAGCAGCUAGUGUACACUCUCCUCCUGCAUCUUGCCCACCCUAAUUACAUAGUUAGAUAGGCUGAUAAGAAACAUGCGUCCAUCAAAUUCAACCUUUCUCACAUCUGUUUUUGCGGUUGAUCUAAAGCAGAAGUACUUUCCAGUUUUGCUGAGGGACAUCAAUGCUGGUAUCAUGUAAGUAAAUAAAGGAUUAUUAAACCCUUUACAAUAUAGGGAGGAGGGGCUGCGGGGACUGAGGAACACGGUAGUGUUAGGAAUACAUCUUUCCUAUAAGUGACAUGAGGACAGCGGUCAAAUCACUGACGUAGUCAUGGUGCAUUGUGUUUGUGAUCUCUCUUAUCUAGCAUACCUUUUUUUCCUAAUUUUAGAGAUUUUGUCAAAAUGAUGUCAUGUAGGCUGUUCUGCUCUAAUACCUAAUUUUCUUUUCUCUGCAUCAACCCUCUCUAUUGGAAUCUCCUCUUUUAAAGAACUCCAAGCAGUUGAUUAAAACGUAAGUGACAUUUCACAAAUCACACAUAAACAUUAUAUUAAAGAGUAAUGUAAGAACAAUGUUGGGAUACAGCUUUAACAUAUAUAUCAAAUAGCAUGUUAUUCAUAUAGAGCUCGGUGAAACAUCUCAGAGGCACUGAGUGUGCAACUAUGGCCAGUCAAAACAUAGAUUUUACAUUAGUAAAGUGGCAUAUACUUGUCUCGCAUACUUAGGUAUCAUUUGUGUGAUUAGAGAGAGAGAGAAAGGUAAUAUGGUAAAUGCUCAAUACUCUUCUAUGUGCAGGAUAAUGGAAGCAUCUAAAGGCUGUCAGUUGGAAAAAACAGAUCCUGGGUUUGAGAAUAUGGACCAGUUCAUGCUGGAUGUGGAGCAAGUCAGUCAUUUCCUGAAAAGCAUAGAUUUCAGCCCAGGUAAUUAGGCUGAUAUUGAUACCUGUGGGGCUUUUUGGAUUGGGAUUUGUCAGUUUAAAUAAAUAUAUAUAUAUAUAUAUAUAUAGAUAUAGAUAUAUAUAUAUAUAUAUCUAUAUCUAUAUAUAUAUAUAUAUAUAUAUAUAGAUAUAUAUAUAAUUUUGAAAUGACAGGUACCAGAGAUGUCUCAUUAAGCUUUAUUCCACAAACCAGCUAACAUAAACUGGGCCACUUCUUUUCCACCUCUCUGUGCAAGUCUCAGGCCUUAUUCCACAAACUCAUAUCGCUGAACAUUUUCAACAUUUUAUUCAGUAUUCAGCUGAGUACUUUCAAUUUAGGGGUGUGACUUGGGCUCUGACCAAAGUGACUUACUAAAAACAAUUUAUGCAACUAAAACUAAUUUAGAACAUUUAGAGCAUAAUAUAACUUAUUUACACAGACUGAUAUAUAAACACAUUUAUUAUUUAUUAUUAUUAUUUAUUAUAACAUAGUUAUUCAUAUUUUGGCUGAUAGAAUUUGGUUGUCAAAUAUUUCAAUUUGAUACAACAAAUGUUUGCUCUACAUCCACCCUUUUUUCCUCCUAGCAAAUUCCUUUAAAUAACAUGGUCUAUCUCCAAUACUGCUCAAUAGAUCUAAUUUUUCAAACCGGCCAACAGAAACUGAGCCGCUUCAUUUCUACUACGCACUAUCCACCAAACGGCUCACCCUGGUUCCUUUCAACUUUAUAACAUGCUUUUCGAGCUGUUGUCUCAAUUCCCCUUUUCAGCCUCUAAAUUGUAAGCUCAUGGACUAAGUACUUUGUACAAAAAGUGCUUCAGUGUCUAGAUCUCAGCUCAAGGGAAAUAUAGGGUGUAGGAACAGGCCCUAACAUAUUGCAAUGCCAAUGUAGAAUAUUGAGUGACUUGGUGUAUCUUAUGCAGGCUGUGAAGAUGACGAAGACGACAUGGAGGAGUAUGAAGAAACAGAAGAGGAUAGGCCUGAGGGUAAGAACUGACUUCUUUGCAAAAGAAAGGCAUAAUUAACAGGAACAGGCACAUGGCAGCAGUAUUAGGAAUGGACCAUUUGUAGUAUCACAGAUAAUGGGUAAGCUAAAAUUCAUUGUGACUGGUAAUGUGUGCUUUAACUAUUAAUUUGUGUAUUCACAGUGCAUAGAGACCGUGUGAAAACCCCAUAGGAAGGAGGGAGAGUACCGUGUGCUAUUAUCUCAAUGAAAGGCGGAAAAUUAAGAAAAUCACAUGAGCCUGUUUGAAGGAGAGCCUGCAGGCAAAUAACUCAGGACUGCUGCUAUUAAUCAGGGAACCUAUAUUUAGGUCACUGUGAUCAGGGUGUAUAUAUUUGUCAAAUUAAUAUAUAAGCUGAUGGGUGAUGUGACUGAAUUUGGCUAGUUCACAGGUUUCAGGGAAUCCUGUCUGGAGGACAGGAUGAGGGGCUCACCAAUUUGUUAAUCUCAAUCUGUUGUGAUGUAGAUUAAUUCAUUUUUAUUGCACCUAAAUAAAACUGUUUUUAGUGUUGGUAUUUAGACUUUUUAUUUAUAAAUGAGCAUGAUCCCUUGUACAGCGCUACAGAAUUUGCUGGCGUUAUAUAAAUAAUAAAAUAAUAAUAAUAAUGAUGUUAAAGAGUAUAUGUGUACGUCACAAUGUGGGUUAUAUUUAAGAACUGUAUAAAAUGGCUAAGAUAUUUUUUCCAAUCAAGUUUAAUUGAAUUUCGUAGAAGUACAUGAAAGGUGAUGCCCUAAAUCCCACAGGUUUAUUUAAGAUUUAACAAGAAGCUUGCUUAUACGACACGAGUGAGACACAGAAUCUGUCUCUUAUCCAAGAAUUAAAGUUAACAAGCAGAUAAUUUCCUGUUUUGCUUAUUCAAUGCAUCCCAAACUAUAAAAUACCUAACAAGAAACCGCACAAGAAACAAAACAGGUAAACUUAAAGGACCACUAUAGUGCCAGGAAAACAUACUCGUUUUCCUGGCACUAUAGUGCCCUGAGGGUGCCCCCACCCUCAGGGACCCCCUCCCGCCCAGCUCUGGAAAGGGGUUUAAACUUACCUUUUUCCAGCGCUGGGCGGAGAGCUCUCCUCCUUCUCUCCUCCUCCGUUCCACCCCGUCGGCUGGCUGCGCGCGCAUUCAGCCGGUCGCAU
Molecule: messenger RNA, 22487 nt
Organism: Pelobates cultripes (western spadefoot toad)
Lineage: Eukaryota; Metazoa; Chordata; Amphibia; Anura; Pelobatidae
Source: the annotation of a GenBank genome assembly